Messenger RNA from Nycticebus coucang (slow loris), 1695 nucleotides. RefSeq names its product basic proline-rich protein-like. Lineage: Eukaryota; Metazoa; Chordata; Mammalia; Primates; Lorisidae. The record is from RefSeq and is a predicted model, not a curated record.
AUGUAUGCCGUCUUCUUUGUUCUUCCUCCACCUCUUACUCCCUGGCCUCUUGCUCCUCCUCCCGCUCCUUCACUCCCUCCUCUUCUCCCUCCUCCUCUUCUCCCUCCUCCUCUCCUUCCUCCUCUCCCUCCUCCUUCUCCUCCUCCUUCUCUCCCUCCUCCUCCUCUCUCUCCUCCUCUCCCUCCUCUCCCCGCUCCUCCUCUCCCUCCUCCUUCUCUCCCUCCUCCUCCUCUCUCUCCUCCUCUCCCUCCUCUUCUCCCUCCUCCUCCUCUCCCUCCUCUUCUCCCUCCUCCUUCUCUCCCUCCUCCUCCUUCUCUCCCUCCUCCUUCUCUCCCUCCUCCUCCUCUCCCUCCUCCUUCUCUCCCUCCUCCUCCUCUCUCUCCUCCUCUCCCUCCUCUUCUCCCUCCUCCUCCUCUCCCUCCUCUUCUCCCUCCUCCUUCUCUCCCUCCUCCUCCUUCUCUCCCUCCUCCUCCUUCUCUCCCUCCUCCUUCUCUCCCUCCUCCUCCUUCUCUCCCUCCUCCUUCUCUCCCUCCUCCUCCUCUCCCUCCUCCUUCUCUCCCUCCUCCUCCUCUCUCUCCUCCUCUCCCUCCUCUUCUCCCUCCUCCUCCUCUCCCUCCUCUUCCUCCUCCCCCUCCUCCUCCUCCCCCUCCUCCUCCUCUCUCUCCUCCUCUCCCUCCUCUCCCUCCUCCUCCUCUCCCUCCUCCUCCUCCUCUCCCUCCUCCUCCUCUCCCUCCUCCUCCUCCUCUCCCUCCUCCUCCUCUCCCUCCUCCUCCUUCUCUCCCUCCUCAUCCUCUCUCUCCUCCUCUCCCUCCUCUUCUCCCUCCUCCUCCUCUCCCUCCUCCUUCUCUCCCUCCUCCUUCUCUCCCUCCUCCUCCUCUCUCUCCUCCUCUCCCUCCUCUUCUCCCUCCUCCUCCUCUCCCUCCUCUUCUCCCUCCUCCUCCUCUCUCUCCUCCUCUCCCUCCUCCUCCUCUCCCUCCUCCUCUCUCUCCUCCUCUCCCUCCUCCUCCUCUCCCUCCUCCUCCUUCUCUCCCUCCUCCUCCUCUCUCUCCUCCUCUCCCUCCUCCUCCUCUCUCUCCUCCUCUCCCUCCUCCUCCUCUCUCUCCUCCUCUCCCUCCUCCUCCUCUCCCUCCUCCUCCUCUCCCUCCUCCUCCUUCUCUCCCUCCUCCUUCUCUCCCUCCUCCUCCUCCUCUCUCUCCUCCUCUCCCUCCUCCUCCUCUCCCUCCUCCUCCUCCUCUCUCUCCUCCUCUCCCUCCUCCUCCUCUCCCUCCUCCUCCUCCUCUCCCUCCUCCUUCUCUCCCUCCUCCUCCUCUCCCUCCUCCUUCUCUCUCUCCUCCUCUCCCUCCUCUUCUCCCUCCUCCUCCUCUCCCUCCUCCUCCUCCUCUCCCUCCUCCUCCUCUCCCUCCUCCUUCUCUCCCUCCUCCUUCUCUCCCUCCUCCUCCUCUCUCUCCUCCUCUCCCUCCUCCUUCUCUCCCUCCUCCUCCUCUCUCUCCUCCUCUCCCUCCUCCUCUCCCUCCUCCUCCUCUCUCUCCUCCUCUCCCUCCUCCUUCUCUCCCUCCUAUUGCAGGUCCCCUGCAGGAUGUGCUCAGCAGCUCUCAGCUGCCUGCUCUGCUGGGCCUCUGGACUGCGCUGUGCGCCUGCCUCUCUGUGUGCCAGUCUCUCCCUGUGCGUGGGCCUCUGCCGCACUCUGUAGUGUGA